Messenger RNA from Acinonyx jubatus (cheetah), 4456 nucleotides. Its product is annotated as zinc finger protein 709-like. Gene Ontology annotation, biological process: negative regulation of transcription by RNA polymerase II. Lineage: Eukaryota; Metazoa; Chordata; Mammalia; Carnivora; Felidae. The record is from RefSeq and is a predicted model, not a curated record. Bases 1150 to 2907 code for a protein of 585 amino acids. The transcript has 4 exons. Gene Ontology annotation, molecular function: DNA-binding transcription repressor activity, RNA polymerase II-specific.
UCUGGUGUAAGGAAGUGUUCCAGGUUCAUUUUUCUGCAUUCUGACUCCAGUUUUUGAUGCUUGCUCCCAACUUGGAAGCUCAUCCCUCCUUCUUCCUCUUGUGAUCCACAUCUAUCCAAGGCAGUAAGAAAGCCUUAGUGCUUCCUGCUUUGGCAAUGGCAAGAGAUUCAGUCCACAGGAGCCCCUACCCUUGUGUGUGAACUUUUAGUCCCCCCGUAACCUGAUUAAGAAAAAAAAAAGUCCACGUGCUUUCCUUGCGCCCUCAAGCCACUUCAUCCUGCUUGAGAGGCCUGCCUUCCUCCCCACAGACGCCAAUUAUGAAAUCGACUCUUUCAUACCCUAUAGGCAGGAUGUACUGCCAUCAGCGUAGGGACUCCUAUGCUUGGGUCCGGGCUGUUCCGCCUCUGCGCAUCACACUGGAGCGCAUAAAUGAGAGAAGCCGCGGGCGCUGCCUCUCGUGUGGCCUGUCGGGAAACUUCCUCCCGAAGUUGGACAAUGGAGAUUUUAUGUUCUUUUGGAGGAAAGCACCGCAGAAUCCUUUACCUACUUGAUAAUUAUCAACAGAUUCACAGUCAAACCAUCGUGGACGCCCAUGGACUCCCUCGCGACCUGUAGUUCUUAGCCUGUUCCUCGAGGUCAGCGUGGGCCAGAGUACACGGUUACAGUUUGGCCAGAAAGAGCUCUUCUGGCACCUUCUCAUCUCAGGAUGUGUCCUAAAAAUUGAGAAGCAGCCCUGAGGCUCAUGUGUAUAGGGUCUUCGGGGAGAUCUAAAUUGUCAUGCCUUUUGAGCAUGUCCUGUCGUGCUGGGUUAUCUAGCCCCUAACUUCUGAGUAACUUACUGGCUCCAGGAAAUGGGUCAGGGAGAGAAUGGAAAAACCGAGUGUAAUAAAUAUUACACAAGUUAAAAGUGCUGCUUCUUGAUGAGAAUAUGUUCAUUUAUCCAGCUACCUCUGGCUCCUUCUGAUGGCCUGGAGUGCCUCAGGCCGAUGCGACAAACUGAUCCUUGUUACACGUUGGAUUUCCACAGGCCUCCUGGACUGUCAGGUUUGGUGAUGGGACUAGAAGAAACAGCUUCCGGUUCUUCACUGUGUUUUAUUCAUUAAAACCUCCUGCAGAUCUGACCCCGUGCAUCAUGGAGUGCUGAGUUAAAUGGACUCAGUGACCUUUGAGGAUGUGGCUGUGAACUUCACCCUGGAAGAGUGGGCUUUACUGGAUUCUUCACAGAAGAAACUUUAUAGAGAUGUGAUGCGGGAAACCUUCAGAAACGUGGCCUCAGUAGAGAAAAAAUGGAAGGAUCAUGACACUGAAUACAGGUGUAAAACCCAGGGGAGAAAAACAGGAAGUCCUACAGUAGGAAAACCUUGUGAAAGCAAAGAGGGUCGUCAGUGGGAAGAAACCACCAGCCAGAUUCCAGAUGUUAAUCUGAACAAGAAAACUCCGUCUGGGGUAAAAGCACCUGAAGGUCGUCAGUGUGGAGAAACCACCGGCCAGACUCCAGAUCUUAAUCUGAGCACGAAAACUCCUUCUGGAGUAAAACCCUGUGACUGUGGCGUGUGUGGAAAAGUCUUUGUGACUCAUUCAUCCCUUACUAGGCACGUCAGAUCGCACAGUGGACACAGGCCAUAUGAGUACCAUGAGUACGAAGAGAAGCCAUAUAAGUGCAAGGAAUGUGGGAAAGCCUUCAGUUACCGCAAAUCUGUUCACAGACACGAAAGGACUCACACUGGAGAGAAACCCUACGGGUGUCAGGAAUGUGGGAAGGCUUUCACGUGGCUCACAACUUUUCGAAGACACAUGAUAACUCACACGGGAGAUGGACCUUUUAAGUGUAAAGACUGCGGGAAGGCUUUCAGUUGCUCCACGUCAUUGCGGACACAUGAAAGGACGCACACUGGAGAGAAACCCUAUCAGUGUAAACAGUGUGGGAAAUCCCUCAGGUCCCCGCUAGGUUUGCGAAUACACGAAAGGAAUCACAGCGGGGAGAAGCCCUAUGAGUGUCAGCAGUGCGGAAAAGCCCUCAGUUGCCCCAGCUCCUUUCGAAGACACGAAAGGACUCACACCGCCGAGAAACAGUACGAAUGUAAGCAGUGUGAGAAAACCUUCAGUUCCCCUCUGGGUUUGCGAAUACAUGAAAGAAUUCACACCGGGGAGAAACCGUAUGAAUGUAAGGAAUGCGGGAAAGCCUUCGUCUCUCUGUCAAGCAUUCGAACGCACAUGAUCACGCACACCGGCGACGGGCCUUACAAAUGCAAGGAAUGCGGGAAGGCCUUCAUUUGCCCCAGUUCCUUUCGCUCCCACGAAAGGACACACACCGGAGAGAAGCCCUAUGAGUGUAAACAGUGUGGGAAAACCUUCAGUUGGCCCAGUUCCUUCCGAAUCCACGAGAGGACUCACACAGGGGAGAAACCCUACGCGUGUAAGGAGUGCGGGAAAACCUUCAUUUAUCGCACCACCUUUCAGGGACACGUGAGAAAGCACACUGGAGAGAAACCCUAUAAGUGUAAAGAGUGUGGGAAAGCCUUCAUUUCUCCCUCGAGCGUUCGAACGCACAUGAUCAUGCACACGGGAGAUGGGCCUUAUAAGUGUAAGGAGUGCGGGAAAGCCUUCAAUUUCCCCAGUUCCUUUCGCAUCCAUGAAAGGACUCACACGGGAGAGAAGCCCUACGAGUGUAAACAGUGUGGAAGAGCCUUCAGUUGUUACACGUCCUUCCGGACACAUGAAAAAACUCACACUGGAGAGAAACCCUAUGAGUGUAAGGAAUGCGGGAAAGCCUUCAUUUAUCGCACUACCUUUCGAGGACACAUGAGAAUGCACACGGGAGAGAAACCCUACAAAUGUAAAGAAUGCGGGAAAGCCUUCAGUCGUCCCAAUUCCUUUCGAAGGCAUGAAAGAUCUCACACCGAGUAGAAACCUCCUGAAGGUAAGCCGUGUGGGGAGAAACGUUUGCUCUUCAUCCUUACGUGUGAAAACCCCCGCUGGAAAGAAACACGAUAAAUCUAAGAAGGCCUGACACAAAUCAGUCCGUGUAUAGUGUUCCAGAAAACUGUAACGUGAAAGAAUCAUUAUAAAAGCUAUAAAUAUAUUGUCUUGAUCAGUGCCUCAUUCUUACGGCAGACCUCUGGACUCCGGGUAUUUACUGCUUGCUUCCAGCAAUGAACACUGAGGUGAGAGAAUUCUGCAAAUACUCUUUUCUUUAAGCAAUAGAUGAUUGUUUUCUCCAUAAAUCGGUAACACUUACCUCUUUCCAUUCUUGAGCUUGUUUGAUCCAAGGGUGAAGUGAAGUGGUUUCUAAACAGGUUUAAUUGUUAUACGAUGUUUCAAUUGAAUCAUGGAUCAAUGACAUUGAGGCAUUUGUUGGGAUUUUCCUGCUGGCCACCUGUGUCAGCCGCCAGAUAUCCCUUACCCAUCAUGUAUUCCAUCAUUCUUACGAGAAAACCAAUUCUUGUUUUGGCCAAAAGAGCCUUAUCCUGUUUUCCCUGUUAGUAAAAAGACGGCAUAAGUUUGCAAAUAUGCAGAGUUUAUCUUGUAGCCUGAUGUGUGUUCCCUUUGUCAUUCCUUCUGGCUGGAAUCUGAAUAAUCCACUUUGCAUUAAGACAGACCUAUCACUGGAUAAUAGAAUGCAGAAUUGGGAGAUGGCUCUCUCACGUUCUGUCACCUAGGGAAUGAGACAUUUUCUACAAUCUGUGUCCUCUGUGAUUCCAUGUCAGAAUUCACCUGUCGCCUCACUUGUAGGGGAUCUGGAAGGUGGUACAGGAGGCAUCAGGUUUCAGAGCCACCAUACAGAGAGACGGAUGGAUGCGCAGGAGCUUUGAGGAUACCCGCUUGCAGCCUGUGUUCCCGAUUCCCUGCCCUGCCAAUCAAGAGUGCCCUCAGAGCCAGUUCACUGCUUGACUUCAUCUUCCCAGAGGUAUAGGUUUCCACAGAUACCUCCCCACGCUCCACAUAAAAGGUCCGUCACAGUCUAGGGGACUGUGGGGAUGUGCCCACCAGGCAACUAAUUUGAACUUUCGUGGUUGGGAGUAUUCUCUGAUGCUCAGACUCUCCUCUCCUCUCCAGAUUAUAGUCAUACAAGCUCUUAUUUGCAUAGUGAACACCUUGUUCUGCUAAUACCACGAGUGACCAUGUAUUCCUGACUCCACUACGGUGAUGCAGUCCAUAGAACCACAGGUGACGCUGCUCCUGCACCUGCCCUGACCCUGCCCUUCCCUGGAGGACUGGCGCCUUCCUCCCGUCAGGCAGGUUAUGGAGGAGGGUUCCCUUUGCUCGCAGCUGUGCGUAAUUCCUCGGUAUGGUUUCGAGUAUGUUCGGGCGUAUGUGAUUAAAAGCAGUGCAUCUGUCAAAAUGUUUCUGAAAACGUGUUAUUAACUGUUUUAAUACAGUCUGUAUGCUAACAGAAUAGAACAGCCCCUGCGGGCAGUACACAGUCUUCCUGGACACGGAGGCUCUCGCAGGCCCU